CCGCCCGGGUCCUCGUCGUCUGGCCGCCAUGGACGAGGCUGACCGGCAGCUCCUGCGGCGAUGCCGGGUGCGGCUGGUCCGCGAGCUGCAGGUGGCCUCGCUCUGGGACGUUCUGCUGUCCCGCCAGCUCUUCACGCCCGCCAUGAUCGAGGACAUUCAGCAUGCAGGCUCGGGAUCUCGGAGCGAUCAGGUCAGGCAGCUGGUCAUAGAUCUAGAGACCCGAGGGAGUCAGGCCCUUCCUUUGUUCAUCUCCUGCUUAGAGGACACAGACCAGGACGUGCUGGCUUCAUUCCUGAGAAUGAGUCGGCAAGAAGAAAAGCAGAAUCCAGAGGCUGUCAGACCCCUGAACCUCAGGCCUGUGGUGCUUGGACCAAUGGGCCUCACACCAGAGGAUCUCAGAGAGAAGACGGGUCCAUUAAAGUCGACUCCGAGAAAACUCGCUCCAGUGGUGCUGGGGCCUGAGCAGCUCUGGCCAGCCAAGCUCAGGCCAGAGGUUCUCAGACCAGAGGUGCCCAGGCCAGUGGACAAUUGUUCUGAUGUCUGUGAGUACCAAGAGAGUGGUUGGUGGGUAGUUGGACCUAUGAGGUUAAUGACCUUGGAUGUCCAGAUCUCUCCCCAGGUGUGGGAA
This is a messenger RNA of Leptonychotes weddellii (Weddell seal), 628 nucleotides long. The record is from RefSeq and is a predicted model, not a curated record. Lineage: Eukaryota; Metazoa; Chordata; Mammalia; Carnivora; Phocidae.